AAGAAGAAGAAGAAGUUAGCAUCGCAGCAAAGAAAUUACUGAAGACUGAUUUCUGUUUUCACAGGAUGGAGAACAACAGGGAUGAAGACUCUUCUACAGUCAAUGUCAACAAUGCCAAACAUCCUCUUAAUACUGAAGAAGAAAUGAAAUCCUCAGCACUCCGGCUCUCUUCUCUGUUGUUGGUGUGUUUUGGGUUGCUUUGUGCCAUACUGACUGCAAAAUUUGUCUACAUGAGUAUGAUGACGGCCAAUCAGAUGGAAAAUAUCAAAACCCUUGCAACAGACAAAAAGCGACUGAUUGAGGAACGAAAGAUGAUGAAAAACCAAAUUGAGCAGGUGAUCCGAGACAGACUCCUGAGCCUGUUAAGAGAGAGGCUUACCCGAGAGAGGCUUACUCAAGUCAGUGAGGAGCUGAGCAAUAAGAUAGAGGAGCUGAACCGACAGACAGAGGAGCUGAAGAAAGAGAGAGACGAGCUGAGCAAAGAGAAAGAGGAGGUGAACAAAAAGAAGGAGGAGGUGAACCAAGACAGAGAGGAGCUGAUUAGUAACACACAGGGGCUGAAGAAAGAGAGAGAUGAGCUGAAUAAAGAGCAAGUGAAACAGAGCAAAGAGAAAGAGAAGCUAAAAGAAGAGGAAGAAGAGCUAAGCAAAGAGAAAAAAGAGCUGAGCAAUGAGAAAGAGGAGCUGAGCAAAAGGAAAGAGGAGCUGAAAGAAAAAGAUGAGAGAGCAGGACUUAUUAAAGAGAAAGACAAGCUGAGCAAAGAGAAGAAGGAGCUGAACACUGAGAAAGACAAACUGAAGAAAAAGAAUGACGAGCUGAGCAAAGAGAAAGAGGAAAUAAGAAAAGAGAAAGAUGAACUGAACAAAGAAAAAUACAAGCUGAGCAAAGACAAAGAAGAGCUGAGCAAAGAGAAAGACAGACUGAACAAACAGAAAGGAGACCUGAACAAAAUGAAAGCAGAGCUGAUCAAAAAGAAAGAGGGGCUCAGCGAGAAAACAAAGGAGCUGAACAAAGAAAUAAAUAAGCUGAACAAAGAGAAAGAUGAGCUGAGCAAAAAGACAGAGGAGCUGAUCAAAAAGAAAGAGCAGCUAAACAAAGAGGAAGAUGAGCUGAAAAAAGAAGAAGAUAAGUUGAGCAAAAAGAAAGAAGAGUUGAUCAAAAAGAUAGAGGAGCUCAGCAAAAAAAUAAUGGAGCUGAGCAAAGAGAAAGCAGGGCUGAGCAAAGAGAAAGAUGAGCUGAGCAAAGAGAAAGCAAAACUGGACAAAGAGAAAGACGAGCUGAGCAAAGACAAAAAGAAGCUGAGCAAUGAGAAAGACAAACUGGACAAAGAGAAAGACGAGCUGAGCAAAGACAAAAAGAAGCUGAGCAAUGAGAAAGAUGGACUGAACAAAGAGGAAGGCGACCUAAACAAAAUGAAGGUGGAGCAGAGCCAAAAAAAAGGGGAGCUGAGCAAAGAGAAAGAGGAGCUGAACAAAAUGGCAAAGGAGCUGAACAAAGAGAAAGAUGACCUGAGCAAAAAGACAGCAGAGCUGACCAAGAAAACAGAGGAGCUGAACAAAUUGAAAGUGAAUAUGGACAAAGACCUGAACAAAAAUAAAUUAGAGCUGAACAAGGAGAAAGAGGAGCUGAACAAAUUGAAAGUGAAUUUGAACAAAGAGAAAGAUGAGCUGAACAAAAAUAAAGGAAAGUUGAACAAAGAGAAAGAGGAGCUGAACAAAAAGAAAGUGGACUUGAACAAAGAGAAAGAGGAGCUGAACAGACAGAAAGCAGAGCUGAGCACAAAGAAAGCAGAGCUGAGCAAAAAGACAGAGGAGCUGAUCAAAAAGUCAAAGGAUCUGCACAAGGAGAAAGAGGAGCUGAACAAAAUGAAAGAUAUGCUGAGCAAAGAGAAAGCAGGGCUGAACAAAGAGAAAGCAGGGCUGAACAAAGAGAAAGAGAAGCUGAACAACGAGAAAGAGAAGCUGAGAGUACAGAAACAGGGUCGAUGCAAAGACAAAGAUGCCCUGAAAAUCUUCUACAAUUUUGUUAUGACAUUUUCGUCCUUUACAGUUGAAGAAUUCUGCCCUCUAAAUAUGAGACCAAAAUGUCUGGAUUGCAGGAAAGGCUGGAUUUCCUUCAGGGGACACUGCUACUGGUUUUCUGAUACAGAUCAAAAUUCGAACUUCUGGAACGUGUCUCGAGAUUUGUGUCAGUAUGAUAGUGGAUAUUUGGCUGUAAUUGAUGAUCUGGAAGAGCAGAAAUUUAUCACCAAGCACGCCAAACCCUACAGUUCUAAAAACCAAGGAUACUGGAUAGGGUUACAUCAUACGCUACCCGGAUGGUUUUGGGUUGAUGGACGUAAGAACACCCUUGAUUUCUGGAUAAAAGGGAUUCCUCCUACUUCCGGAGCAGCACUGCAUAUGCCAGAAAAAAAAGCCAAAGAGAGCUGGAGAGCAGAAAACAAUGCAGUGGAGAACAGAUUCAUCUGUGAGCAUCCGAUGACUGUUUGGCCCUAUAACUGACACUGUUCUCUUAAAGCUUCAAUGAGGAACACUCAA
Xiphophorus maculatus (southern platyfish) is the source of this 2537-nucleotide messenger RNA. Its product is annotated as trichohyalin-like. The transcript has 7 exons. The coding region runs from base 66 to 2501 and encodes 811 amino acids. The record is from RefSeq and is a predicted model, not a curated record. NCBI's taxonomy places the organism in Eukaryota, Metazoa, Chordata, Actinopteri, Cyprinodontiformes, Poeciliidae.